Gopherus evgoodei (Goodes thornscrub tortoise) is the source of this 9303-nucleotide messenger RNA. It is a transcript of the gene FBXO41, whose product is annotated as F-box protein 41. The coding region runs from base 863 to 3310 and encodes 815 amino acids. Gene Ontology annotation, molecular function: protein binding. The transcript has 13 exons. Lineage: Eukaryota; Metazoa; Chordata; Testudines; Testudinidae. The record is from RefSeq and is a predicted model, not a curated record.
AGGCAGACUCCGGCUGCAGAACCGGCAGGGAUGCGGCGGCGGCUGCAUCCUCCUCCCCGGCGCUCCCCGGGGCACAAGCGCAGUCCAGCGUGGGAGCGGCUGGGAGUCAGGUGCAAUCACAGAGCUCUGCUUCCCCGGCCCUGGGGUCUCCCCUGCCCCGGCUCCUCUCGCCCAGCUGCCGCUGCUCGCCUGGAAAUGGAGGUUUCUCCGCAGCGAGCUGGGCGCUGCUGAAUUCAUCACACGCCGCCUCCUCCUCCUCCUCCUCCCGGGGGUGUGUGUGCGCGUCUGGCCCCGCAGCCCCUCGGAUGCGGCCAGGCUUCCAGCGCCCACCAACAAAGGCGGGGGGCAGGACAGCCCUAGCCAGCGGUCCCCUCCCUCUGGCGGGCCCCAGUCCCACCCUCUCUCGGUUCCGGCGGCUGGGGGAUUGCUGCCCUCUCUGGAGGAGCCGGGGACAGGUAUGGAUUGAGCAGCGUCCCGGGCAUUGGCAUCAUCCGCCGCCGCGCACCAGCGAGCCCGGCUCCCCGGGGAGAAUUCGGGGGGCUCCUGGCUGCAUCCCCCCUCGGAGCGGAGCGUGGCCGGAGGCGGGGGGCAGCGCACCCGCUAGCAGUGCCCAGUGCCGGCGUCGCCUGAUGGUGCACCAACCUCCCUCAGGCUCACCACCUGCCCGCUCGCCACGUCUGCCUCUCGGCCCUUAACUGGAAAUGCCCUUAAGGAGCCAGCACCCCGCCCCACGGUGCCCUCUUCCCCCCAGCGCUGGCGCCCCUCCCUGUGCCCCCGCCGCCCCCUGGCCUGCACCAUGACAGCGGCCCUGCUUCCGUCCUGCGGAGGGGUGUGUGGCAGGCGGAGCAGCUCUGGCUGAGGGAUGGCCUCUCUGGACCUGCCUUACCGCUGUCCACGCUGCGGGGAACACAAGCGUUUCCGGAGCCUCUCCUCGCUGCGGGCCCACCUGGAGUACAACCACACCUAUGAGACUCUCUAUAUCCUCUCCAAGACCAACAGCAUCUGCGAUGCCACCGUCUUCCCCUUGGCAUCCGAUGCCACCCUGCUGACCCCAGCCGCCCGCCGGGACAUCUUCGAGAGCACCUCCUUCCAGAGCAAGGAGCAGCGCUUUGCCUGUGACCUCAUCUCGGCCGACGAGCUGGAGCCCGUCUCCUCCUCUGCGUCCUGCUACGUGCACGAGAUCGAGAUCCCGCUGACUGAGAUCUUCACCCGCAAGGCCAUGAGCUCAGCCACCACCCCUCCUGCUGCUGCCGCUGCUGCCGCCGCCGCCGCUGUGGACGCUGCCUAUGAGGAAGGCCUGACCCGCCUGAAGAUUCGGGCCUUCGAGAAGCUGGAGGUGGACAAGCGGCUGGAGAAGCUAACGGAAGAAGUGGAGCAGAAGAUCGCCUCACAAGUGGGCCGGCUGCAGGUGGAGCUGGACCGGAAGAGCUCAGAGCUGGAGAAGGCCAAGCAGGAGAGCGUGAGGCUGAGCCGGGAGAAGCAGGAGCUGGAGGACAGGGCGAUGGAGCUCUCCCGCCAGGUUGACGUCAGCGUGGAGAUGCUGGCUUCCCUCAAGCAGGACCUGGUGCAGAAGGAGCAGGAGCUGACCCGCAAAGAACAGGAGGUCGUCCAGAUAGACCAGUUCCUCAAGGAGACGGCGGCCCGCGAGGCCAACGCCAAGGUGCGGCUGCAGCAGUUCAUCGAGGAGCUCCUGGACCGGGCCGACCGGGCGGAGAAGCAGCUCCAGAUCAUAAGCAGCAGCUGCAGCACCACCCCCAACGGCAGCCUGGGAAGGUGCAGCGUGCCCGGCUCCAAGGGCGCCAGCAGACCGAGGGACAGGCACGCUGGCCCCGGGGCAGCUCUCCACAGCUCCUACCCGGAGUCCAAUCAGAGAUCGUCCUCUAGCACUGGGGCCUCCAGCCGAGUGAAGGCCAUCUCCCAGAGCUCUGGCUGCUAUGAGAGCGAUGGCGCUGAGCUGUACCAGCCGGAGGAGAACACCGACAGGCACCUCUACCAUGGCGGGCAGAGCCGGGGCGUGGACAGUGGUUUCGAGCGGCCCGCAGCAGCCCACAGCUCGGGGCUCCGGAGGCAGGCCAUCCAGAACUGGCACCGCAGGCCGUACCGCAACAGCACCGAGGGGGAGGAGGGGGACAUCUCAGAUGUGGGCUCCAGGACAACCGAGUCGGAGGCCGAGGUGUGGGAACAGGACCCCCGCAUCCCACCGGAGGCGAACCUGGCGAGGCCCCUCAACAGCUGCAGGCUGAUGGCCAGGUCUGAGGGGGGCGGCGGGAAGGUCGUCCGGCCUGAGAGAGGCAGCCCGUCCCGCUCCAACGAGGUGAUCAGCCCGGAGAUUCUCAAGAUGCGAGCUGCUCUCUUCUGCAUCUUCACCUACCUCGACACCAAGACCCUGCUGAAGGCUGCCGAGGUCUGCAAGGACUGGAAAUUCGUGGCACGCCACCCUGCCGUGUGGACCCGGGUGCUGCUGGAGAACUCCAGGGUUUCAUCGAAGUUCCUGGGCAUGCUGUCGCAAUGGUGCACCCAGACGCACUCCCUCACGCUGCAGAACCUCAAGCCACGGCUGAGAGGGAAGAAGGAGAGCAAGGAGGAGUAUGUGAAAAGCACCCGGGGCUGCCUCGAAGCCGGGCUGGAGUCCUUGUUGAAGGCCACGGGCGGGAACUUGCUCAUCCUGCGGAUUUCACACUGCCCCAACAUCCUGACAGAUCGCUCCCUCUGGCUGGCCAGCUGCUACUGCCGGGCGCUUCAAGCCGUCACCUAUCGGAGCUGUACAGACCCUGUGGGCCAUGAAGUCAUCUGGGCAUUGGGAGCAGGCUGCAGGGACAUCAUCUCGCUACAAGUGGCACCGCUGCACCCUUGCCAGCAGCCGACACGUUUCAGCAACCGCUGCCUUCAGAUGAUCGGCCGAUGCUGGCCGCAUUUAAGAGCACUGGGUGUUGGCGGCGCUGGCUGCGGAAUCCAGGGACUGGUUUCUUUAGCUCGGAAUUGCAUGCGGCUGCAGGUGCUGGAACUCGACCACGUGACGGAAAUUAACCAGGAGGUGGCGGCGGAGGUGUGUCGGGAGGGCCUGAAGGGCCUGGAGAUGCUGGUGCUGACCUCCACGCCUGUCACCCCCAAAGCCCUGCUGCACUUCAACAGUGUCUGCCGGAACCUCAAGUCCAUUGUGGUGCAGGUGGGCAUUGUGGACUACUUCAAGGAGCCCAACAGCCCUGAAGCCAGGAAGAUGUUUGAGGAGAUGGUGAACAAACUCCAGGCCCUGAGGAAAAGACCCGGCUUCUCAAAGAUUUUACACAUUAAGGUGGAAGGAGGCUGUUAGCCCUGCAGGGAACAAUGAUACGUGUCCUCCUCUGUCCACCUGAGCAACAGAGACCAUGAAACCAAACCCACCGUCCGCCCUUUGUUUGAAACCCGGAGCCACAGAAGAGCCAGCCAAUGCACACAACUCGUGCAGGCCUUAGUGACUGGAAGUGACUGGAAGGUUCCUCGCUGGGGCAAGGUAUGUAACAUAUCGCAGACGUGACGGUGCUACAAAGUAGCUUCUCGGCUUGCCGGAGAGGGCCCGGCCGCUCACUUUCUGCCUGAGGAACUAGGCCGGACACCCUGUUGCCAAGGAGCUUUGCGUUGGGGACAUUUCUUUCUCUGAACCCCGCUUUCGUUUAGCGGGAGCUGGGGAUCUCAGUGACUCGGCACGUGACUCAACCAAGCACAGCUUCCCCCUCCUUGCCACCGGAGUGGAUGAGUCUAAGACUAAGUACGUUGACGGUCUCGCCCUCGGGAUCGGUGAACAGCGCUGGGGAAGUCGGCGCUCCCUGCAUGGCCUUUCUUGAUGUGUGGCUCGACUGAAUCCAGGCUCCCAUACGAGCUCCAUUUUAAGGGUGCAGGGGCAGUGCCACCAGGUGAACCAAGGCCCAGUAUUACUGUAUAUUUUACACUCUUUUUUUUAAAUUUACCCAACGGGGGUAAGUGCCUCCCUCAAGCCAGCAGCCGCAACAGCACAACCACCGCAGCCACAAAAUACAAAGCUCCUCCUUCUCGUGACCCUUGGGGUGCUUUGGGAAGCUAGCUGGCAACACGGAGCUAACUCCUCCGCCUAGGACACCAAUCCAGCCUCGUCUCCUCUUCACCCAGUGAGGAAGCCAAAUUCCCUUCCUGCGAAGGCAAUAAACCAUUUCAUCAGGGGAAUCACGUGGCAUCAGCUGUGCCGUCACAAGCACCACAAGCAUUCCCUGGCUCAUCCCAGGGGAAGGCAUCCAUCUUCCUCAAGGCAGCUCGUUCUGGGGUAGAUUGCCCGCGGUUGGCACAGAGAUGGACUAGUGCCUGGGAGAAGAGUCAGUGUUGCUGUUCGGAAUACAGACAGACCUCUGCCAUGGCACGUCUCUCCCCAAUCAGCUUUAAAUAGCUGAAAUUCCGAUCUCCAAAGAUCUACAGUUCUGUAGGUAACAAAGCCCCCUGCCUUGAUCAGUGAUGCAGUCCUUGAUGUAUUUGUUACACAUGAGCACCAGUUUGAACCAAACCUGUUCUUUUUGCAAAAGUUGAUCUUAUUACUGGACAGGAGAACUCGCUCCUUCCAAAGGAAAUGGCUUCUUGAGGAUUUAUGUUUCUUCACACUCCACCUCCAGAGAGAGCAGCCAACAGCUUUCCAUGCCACAAGGUGACGCCUGUAGGAGCACUGCCAUCACCGGGGCGAUGCAAUAGCUCUGAUCUUUAAAAAGCAACAAGCCCCCACUCAACUGCAAUCAACGUUUGAGCCGUGAUCGAGAAGCCUGCUUCCUUGCCCCAGCGAGAGAGGGUGUGUUAGCCAGUGGUGAAAGCACCGUGUUGUGCCCAUGGUGCUCUUCCCCUGGCCUGCCCUCCAGAGGCAGAGAAACUAGCUGACCUGGGUCGUGGAGGUGGCACUCAUCAUCCACUCUGGGUUGCCAGUAUCGAGAAGCCAUCAGCCACCGAGUGUGGGACUCGCCUGAAGUUGAGUCUCUCUCAGGAUGACGUGGGUGAGGUGGCGGUUCCAAACAUCAGAGGCACCUUCCUCCUCCAUCCGCCCUUCGUCAGGCGACCAAUAGGUGUGGCACCUUCUCUGGUUCCCCUUCAUAGGAACGAAGAGAUGGUCGGAGGACUUCUGAGCCAGCAGGACAAGCUGGCCCUCUUGCAGUGGGUGGGAUCCAGGACAGUCUCCUAUACACUGAUGUGUCAUGAAAGUGCCAAUCUCUGAAGAAAAGUGUGUGGAGAGGGAGGAAUCUAGGAGUUAAUCCAAGACCAACCCAAACCACCUCACCCCUGGUAACUCCGACACGCCCCCCCCCCCCCCGCCCUUCAGGGGCAGGCUUUCAAAAUCCAAAAUUAGAUCCAGCUCUGAAUUUUGCAAAUAGGCUUUCCCUUCGUAACGGGCUGAACCGAACUCCCCGAUUGAGGGGCCCAUUAACUAAGGGUGUUUGAAAUCCAGAUCCUGUCAUUAGGGGGCUCGAGCCCACUGCUGGAUUUAAUUUGUCUCCUCUGAAAGCGGGGUGAGUUAGUUAGGGUUUGCUUUUGUAACAUGCAGCUCUAGAUCAGGGACCCCCAAGCUGAUGGUAGCUUUCCAGGAGCAUGGGAGCUACGCACAAUGUGCAUAAAAUGGAGCCAGAGAGGCAACAAGAGGAGAUUACCAGUCCCAGUAUGCGGUGCACUAUCCCACCCCUUAGUCGCAUCAAGUGGGACCCAUUGCAUGCUGGGAUUUGUAGUCACCUUGGACCUCUUGAAAAAGAACAAUUGGCCAUAUUGUUGAACUCUAGUUUUACUGCCCUCUCCGCAUCGGAAGGAAUAUGGGGGAAUGAGUGAGGACUUUUAAGCAAAUCCACAGGCAGAGGGAGGAAAAGGAUGCCACAACCAGCAAAAAGAGAGAAGCUACAAUACAGGGGAAAGGAAAACAACAUAGCCUCCGAAAAGCCACAUUUUGCUACCUUUUAGCACAAGUCAGACCAGUGGCUACAAGCCCUGUAAACUGAGAUGUCACCUUCUGACAUUGUGCAGAGACUAUGGAAUGACCGUAAAAGAAGCAAAGUAAGUAUUUAUUUCUGUAAGCAAAACAAAAAAGACUUUAAAGGAAAAUUAUAUACUCAGCAUGUUUAUACACUAUGCUAAAAGACUAUCCUAUUUGAGAGUCACGUCUGAAGACUGAAGAUUCUUGCUGCUAGCACAAUUUAUUUUUCUGCCUCCAAUACUAUUCAAGCUUUUUCCAAUAGCACAUGGGAAGCCUGCCCAUCUGAGGUCGGGAGAGUUAGGUAGGUUCUGUGGCAAAUUUCUUUCCUGGUUUGGGUGGAAUGGGGGGAGGAGGGGAGCCGAAAAUUCUUUGAAAAUGUUAUUUCCUGGUUUUGAAAAGCCAGACUUUUUUUUAUAGUAUUUUCUGCUUGUGGAUCACAGUACAGUGGCGUGUGGUUCAUCUGUGUGUGACACACAUCCCUUCCACCUCUCACUUGGCUUUUGUGAAUCAUGGUAACGUGGUUUGAAUUUGUUACUUCGCUGUGCCAUCUUCCCCCACCUAGAAAACGAACAGGUCAUGGGCUCGAGACCUUCUUCAGACUUGUGCCUUCGUGUUCUGGGGCAAUCCUUUAAUUAAGAAAACACAUGUGCGCACGCACACACACCCCAAAUGAGCCACUCUUUUGGGCAUAGAAGAUGAAACAUAAGCCACACCGUUUAUAUAACUUCUGAUCAGCUACAGUAAUGUCUGCAGUGUUUUGAAGUCGAAAAGCAUCAUAGCCAGUAGCUAAGGAACAUUACUGAUCAUGUGCUGAGUUGCAUGGUACAAAUACUUCAAAGAGAGCCCACUUUUUUUCUAACGGUUUGUGUAGUUAGCCUGAGGGACUCACCGCUGCAGAGGCAGAGAGAGAGUCAGAGAAUGGGAUGUGGCAGGACGACUCUGCUGUUCCAUUGUUAGAGGGGGGGCCUAGUUUGGAACCCCGAAGCUGAGUGCCCUAAACCUGCGAAGAGAUCCCACUGCAGUUUGGAUGGGAACUGCUGAACUGAAUUUGCCAAGGCAGGGAAAACCAGAGAAAUUCCCUUCAGCGCUGACGAGCUGUUCCUUGGCUCUGAACAUCAAGGCCAAAAAUAGGGUAUCUAAGGUCUAGGCUACUAAAUCCCUGAUCUUGCAAAGACUUGCACGCAAACUUAGCUUUACUCACAGUUUUAGGCAGCUGCGUCAGUGGCCUGAUACUCCGAGGGGAAAGCAAUGCGAGGUUUGAUCGUAACCACUUCCUUGUCUGGGAAGGCAUUUUUCUUCGCCUUUCUUUUUCCCAUGGUUUACAGGAUCCUUUGCUAACCACACCAUGGCAAGCCCUUUGCCGUGCACUCUGCAGCUCUGAGAGCUUUGGAUGGCUCCACCGUGGGGAUCUUCACAAACAAAUGGCUACUUCGGGAAAUAAGCCGGCUCCCCCGCUGGGGUCUGGAAGAAAUCCACCUCCCCCCUGCCCUAUGGUGGCAUUGCACAAGCGAACGGGAUGUUUGGGGGAGGCCAAGGGCUGGGAAGUCCCCUCCUCCUUGGAAGUGUUAGGUGUAGGUUUAUUAAUGUCAGAAACAGGGUAUUGGGCUAAGCAGAGCAGCCGUCUGUGCCGACCUGGCAAUCUGUGUGUUUAAUGGUAUGCUAACUACAUAGGGUGUAGUGAAGUCAUGGGGUGUGGCUGGUCUUCAUUGACAGGGUUGGUAAAGUCAAUGGUCACAGUCACUGAUUAGUUUUUCCCCCAUUUCAAAUAUCCUGUUGCUCACCCAUCUGCUGGCUCCACAACGAGACAGUAAAGGGGCUCCUCCCCUGUGCCUUUCCUUGGCAAUUGUGCCUCCCGGCACAUAGCCGGCAUAAUGACACGCCAGUGCGGCAGCUGCCAUGCCCCCGCCAUGCAGAAGUGAUUUGGACUGUUGCAUCCGGAGACAUUGCUGGGUAAUGUGGAACUAUCCUCUGUCCGGUGCCAUUGUAAGCAACUGGUAAAUCAGCUCUGUGUUGGCUAGUUCUUGUCCCAGAAGCAUAAUUCCCCAGCAACUUGCACUUGGGUGUCUGAGCCCCAAUCCUGCAGUCCUUCCUCAAGGCAAAGCCCCAUUGGCUACAAGGGCUAAGGACUGCUGGAUUGUGAAGACGUGGGCACCACAUUCGGCCUGGCACUGUAAAUUCCCUUGUCGCUGAAGGGAUUUUUCUGGGAAAGUCCAGCUCUCGGGCCUGUUGCUUCACAGGAUAUGUGUGUAGUGUGAAAAGGGCCAGGGAACCCUGGAUUGUGUGCAGUGGAACUGUUCCUGUCCACCCCAGAUCUUGUGGGUUGAUGCAAACUGACUGAAUUCACACCCCAGCUUCCCUGUGUAGACAAGCCCACAGGUGGGAGCAGAGGGGGCGGAGAGUGGUACAUAGUUGCUGGAUUGAGCAACAAUGGGAGAGGUGUGUUGGGGGCUGUGACUCUCCGGACCGAGUCUGUGCGCUCGGGGUGAGAAGCUCCACGAGGGAAGAGUAACUGGGCACUGCCCUGCCCACCUGCAGUGCACAGGGAUCUAGUUAUGGGAUUGGGCUCCAGACCAGCCAGACCCCUUUAUGUGAACGCUCUCUAGUUGUUUAUGGUCAGUCAGGGCUUUUCACCCACCAUCAUUUCCCAGAGCAGCCAUUGUACCAGGCCCCAGGUGCAAAAUCCUCCCUUCCUGUGAGUGGGGGAAGAGGAGGCGCUUUGUCCCCAGCUGGUGCCACAGACUCAGAGGAACAUGGGAAAGCUGCCCGGUGAGGGCAGGGGAGACCUGCUCUAUGAUGCUAAAACUCAAAAACCUCCCUGGAUUGUGGGGCAGGCACCUUCUUUGCCUCUCAGGCUUUGCAGGGCCAGGAUUGGAGGCCCAGACACUCAUGACACAAGGUAGCUUUAAGCCACGUGGUGCAACAUUAUUCCUGAGCUGUCAGCAAUCCUGCUGCAGGGGGUCCCUUCUGGCUGCAUAUUCCAAGGGAGGAUUUGUGUUCAUCUGGGAUUCCUGCAGUUCCUACACAGUGGACUAUUUGCAAUGAGGGGCGGGGUCUUAUUUACAGGGAUAGGGCCUAUUUCACAAGUGGCAGGUCCUGGCUUCUUACAUCAAGGCUUCACUUACAGGAAGGCAGGAAACAUAGAAGAUCAGUUGUCUCCUACUACUACAACUUGCUAUGUUUUUCUCCCUAAACAUGUGGCCACCCUGCUCCCUCAAUGGAGCGGACACAGUUGGGAUGAAAGGUGGAGAAGCUGGGGGAACCUGCAAGGAACGUGGUUUUCAGUUCCUGCAGAUGUAGUCACCCCAUCUCAAAAAAGAUAUAUUGGAAUUGGAAAAGGUACAGAGAAGGGCAACAAAAAU